Molecule: messenger RNA, 5004 nt
Organism: Lutzomyia longipalpis
Lineage: Eukaryota; Metazoa; Arthropoda; Insecta; Diptera; Psychodidae
Product: zwei Ig domain protein zig-8-like
Exons: 8
Coding region: 1298-2185 (295 amino acids)
Biological process (GO): synapse organization
Cellular component (GO): neuron projection membrane
Source: RefSeq, a predicted model, not a curated record
AGUUCCCAUCCGACUGUGCAUGGAGUUGCUUGCUUUGAGCUUUUCGGGGGAUUCGAUGUGGCUGAUAAGUCCCAAAGGAGCGCCACAGUGCGAUCUCGUAUUCAAAUCCUACCCAUAGGGACCUUCCCCGUGAGCACAGAGGUACUGCAAACCACCCCCAUCGAUUUAGGGAAGAAAAAAAACUACAUUUCAGUGCCAAUUUUGCACCCCUUUCACCCACACCAUGGUUUAGCCUCUCGCGGUGCGCAAUUGAACGCUUUCAGUGAGCUUUCGCGUGUGAAGAAUUGCAAACAUUCGAUGAUUGAGUGCAUUUACCCAAACGGCCAAUAUUAAAUGAGUGCGGUGCUUUUGUGAGGAUUUAAUUCACAUACAGUUGAAUGACUCCGGUGGCUUAGUGCUGGAUUGUGUAGUAAAUAUUUGUCCACCGUGCGAUGCGACCUUACAGUAAUUUUAUGCAAAUCAACCUUCUGCCCACCCUGACUCGCAUGGCUUUCCUCCACUUUCAUCAUUAAAUCCUUCGAGUAAAAAAAAGAAAAGCCCUUGUGUUGUGUCUGAGUUUAUGGGUAUGAAAAAAAGUGAAUAAAGGAAGUGCUGCAAAGCCCCCCGUCCUCAAAAGCACCCCCCAAAGUGGACUCAUUUCAGUGUGUCCUCACCAUUAAUGUGUGUGACAGCAAAAAAGAAAAGCUCAACUAUAUGUAAUGUGGAAUGUGAAACCGGCAAACUGCGAACCAUGCGCUCAAAUUGAGAUUGUGGAAAUAAAAGAGCAUUAAGGACAUUAUUUCUGGGAAAUUCAUCACAAUUGUGAAACGAGCGGUAACUUUCGCCCCACUGCGGAGCUGAUGAAAGAGCACCACACCGUGUGCUUCAGGGGGAGAAUCGUACAACAGCACCACACCCAAAAGAAGGGCCCAGGCCAGAAAGCUCCGCUGAAAAGUUUCACUCACCCACAUUCCCUAUAAGAAGAGUAUUUAUUCCAUAGAGAGAAAAAAAGAAAGUGUGUGGUUUGAGGAAGAGACGAAUGAACAGGAGAAAGUAGUUGUGAAGAAGAGGAUUUGAGUUGUGUGGCACAAGGGGUGGGAUGAGAUGAGGUGAUAAAAUCAAUACUGGGUGAUGAUGUGCUGUGAUUUGGUUGGAAAUUGUGAAGCACAGGAGGAUAUAAAAUAUGAAAAUAAGUGACCGGAAAAUGUAUUGUACGGUGAAAUCCAUUUGCACUCUGUUUGAAGUACCCAAAGCUUGGUGAACCUGCUGGCACUGCUGCCUCAACCUCAAACCACCUGGGAGUGUUGAACGAAUCCACAUGGCGAACGGGGUGGUGCCCACAAUGGCGCCAUGUGUUCUUGGCCUGCUCCUCCUGGCAUUCAACUCAGGUAUCCUGGCAACUGGAUCCCGGAGAUUCCUCACGGACUUCCUGCAGGAGUGGCCAACGCCCGGUACUGGGCCUUACUUUGACACAACAGUCCCGUCCAACAUAACCGGGCUGGUUGGCAAGACUGUUCAUCUAGUUUGUAAAGUCAAAAACCUAGGGAAUCGAACGGUAUCCUGGGUACGGCACAGAGAUAUUCACCUGUUAACUGUCGGACGGUACACGUACACGUCUGAUCAACGCUUCGAGGCGAUGCACUCGCCCCAUGCUGAAGAGUGGACGCUGAGGAUUAGGUAUGCCCAACGGAAGGAUUCCGGCAUCUAUGAGUGUCAGAUCUCCACAACUCCCCCCAUGGGUCAUCCGGUGUUUCUCAAUGUUGUAGAACCCAUUACGGAAAUUAUUGGUGGGCACGACCUGUUUAUCAACAAGGAUUCAACGAUAAAUCUAACAUGUGUUGUGCGCUACGCUCCGGAACCACCGCCGGCGAUGAUUUGGUCGCACAAUCGACAGGUGAUAAACUUCGACUCUCCCCGCGGCGGGAUAUCUUUGGUGACGGAAAAGGGUCCACUCACCACGAGCCGUCUUCUCGUCCAGAAAGCAUCCCAGCUCGAUUCAGGGCUCUACACGUGUGCCCCAUCGAAUGCCAAUCCGUCAUCAGUUCGCGUCCACAUUCUCAAUGGAGAACACCCAGCCGCAAUGCAUCAUGGCGUGUCGAUGAAGCUUCGCGGUCCAGAUGGUGCCAUCCUCCUACUUGUGGCGGUCUUCUUCACCAGCAUCCGGUGGAAAUGGGAUUGCUGGCGGCAUUCGCAUCUCCACAUAUAGCGGGAGGGCGGCUAAAAUGCAAAUACUUACCAUAGCGUUGAAGGAGAAAAUGUGAAUUAGCAUUAAUGAUAGACCCGUCUGACACAUUUCUAAAUUAUUCAACCAUAAUUCCCUGUGCGGAGUGGGUGAAUUUGCUACGCUGUGGAGUCCACACAGGAUGGGGUAGUAAUGUGAGGGGGUGCGCCUGGACUCCAUUAGGAAUUUUCGAAUUUAAGCAAAUAUUUGUCCAAUGUAUAUUAUAUAUACAGAGGCACCCAUGCGCCAGGAUAUAUAGAAGAAGAAGUAAAAAAAAAAACACCAUCGAUCGCGAUCCUGAUGGCGAUUCUCUCACCCACACGGAAUCUCGGGGGAAAUCAUUCAUUGAGAGGGGCGAGGGUGCGACAUUCUUUUUUUUCUGCUCAUUCACUUCUCGCUUUCCAUUCACCCACCCCCAUGAGGGAGCUCUGGGGAUGCCCUGUUGUGAAGGUGGGGCAGUGAAAAGAGAGGCGUGUAAUCCUAUUACGAAAGUAGAAGCCCAUGGUAUGCGGACUACACCGUAAAUGCAUGCACAAUGCUUUAGAGGAAAGUGUGGUAAAUUAGAGCUUGUAUGGGAGCUUGUGUUGCCUGGGAAAAGAAAUUUACAUAAUUUAUUUUUAGAUCAUUCCAUAGGCACUUCCCGUGUGGAUUUGCAAGUUGUAUUUAACACCAGAGAGUAACUAAAACCAAAUACAGAGAAGACUAACCACGCGGUGUGGCACAAAAUGGUCUUUUCUGUGAACUUUCUCCCCACCCACUGCCCCCGAAGGAAAAUAAAACGAAGCAGAAUAGUUGAGGAAAAAUCAAAUAAACAAGACACAUGUGGUGCAAAAUGUAAACUUUGAUAAACCACGAAGAUUUCUCACAACUUUCAAAGACAUCCCUGAGCAUUGCAAAAGUUAGCAAAGUCCAAAAGCUCCCACACACUGACUUGCAAUAAAGCAAUCUCCCUCUUGACCAAAUCUCACACCUUUCGUGCUUCUCCAACUUUGUCACGUUGAAUUUAUCACAAGGAUAUCUUAUUUUAUCCAACACAGGGUUCACUUUAAGCCAACACACACACGGCUAGUAUAAUUGUCCUCUGGAGACAUCUUUUCUUCACACAUCUUCGUGCCACGGAGCUGUGAAAAGUUUUCUUGAUGUUGAAUGGGGAGGAAAAGUUGCGCUUGAUUUAGUUUGAAUGCUUUUGAAAAUUUAUUUAAAAUACCAAUACCUUUCACAAAUGAGGUGUGAUCCACAAAAGCUGACGACACUCAGGAUAAAAAGCGAUCUUGCGGAAUUUUUCCAAAGAAAAAUGUUAAACUUUUUAUACCUUUAGAGGAAUUUGAAUUAAUUUUUUCCUUGAAAUUUCCCUUGAAUCUCAAAGUUCUCUAUAAGCAUGAAAAGUUUUAAUUUUUCUUUUGCAUAAAUUCAGCAAGAAUGUUUCUUUAUUCAGCGUUAAUUUGUGAGAUUUUUUUUUACAGAAUCUUUUAUGUUUUAGAAUUUUUACCAUAAAUCCAUAUAUUUUAUUUAUUUAAAAAAUUACAUGAAUUAAAAAAAAUCGGAUUCUCUGCCUUAUAAAUUGUCCUAUUCGUUGUAAUUUUCAACUCAAAAAAAUCGUAAGAAAAAUAAAUCAACGAAACAUUAAUUUAUUUAUUGAAACUGCCCCCUCCCUCUUCAAGGGAUGAUUUUUUUCACAUAAAAGAGUAAGAAAAUUUGGCAUUGUUGCAAAUGAAGCAACCCCUUACGGCAAUUUGCCUCAAAAAUAGAUUAUUUCCAAAGGAAUUGGGAAUGAAAUACUCCUACCCUCUCUCCAAAAAAAAUGCAUUCACACACAACAAGAAAAGACACCGCCUCAACCCCAGAAAAUUCCGUCGGGUGAGAGAAUUAAAUAAAAUUUUAUUUGUCAUUUUGGAGAAAGUCAAAAUGAUAAUUUUGGGAGAUACAUAAAAGCUAUGUGUGAGGGGGUGAAAUGUCGCCCAAAUAGCACAGCAAAGAGACAUUUUUCGUGAUAAUUCCAUAACUGAAAGUGGCGCGUUUUUAAAGGAAUGCUUCCACCUUGUCGCACAGGAACAAUUCCAGGAAGGGCUGGAAGGAAGGAAUGGAGGAGUUUGUGAAGCUCUUCUCCCCUUUUCUUUCUUGCCAGACGACACCAAAUAAGUUUGUACAUAGUGAUGAUGGUGUGGGGAUGAAACAGAAUAAGAAAACCACCCUCCCCCCUCCAAGACAAAAGCGUAGGGGGUUGGUGGAGCGAAAUUAAAUGAGAAAACGCGACAAUUGCGAGUGAAUCAUGUAUAAAAUAAAAGAAGAAACAAUUCAUUUAAAUAUAGAUUUUAUGUAAUUUCAGAGAAAAGAAAAUUCUGUAAAGAUUAAAUAUUCAGAAAUUGUUUCUAUAAUAAAAUGAGAGUAAAUUGACAUUUUCCAUUGAAACCAAAGAAGUAAAAGAAAAUUGAUAGAGCUGAUUGGAGAAGGGGCGAAAUGUUGAAUUUUGAAAUUAACAAUUUUUUGAGAUGAUGUUUGAGAACAUUUUGUUAUGUGUAGGGAGGCAAAGCCAGUUAUGUUGUAGGAAAUGAAUGUUAAGGGGGGUUUUGAUGGGGAUGGCAAACUGGCAGAGAGUGACUAUAUAUACAUAGUUGAUACCUGAUUUUGGUGGGAGUGCAAUCCGUGAUGGACAGCGCAGGAUUAAGGCACUCAAUCAAGUGUGUUGGAAAAAAAAGGAAGAAGAGAGAAAUCCUAUCUUAAGUUGAAUUUGUGGUGAGGCUGGAGGAACGAAACAGAUUAUUUUCGAUGAAAUAAAGACUCCUUCGAGAGAGUAUUGAAACAAA